AUGAUAAUUUGGUUUAUUCAACCAACGAUUUUUUACAUAAUUUUUAUCUUAGCACGAAAUAUACAAUGUACCUACAAAGGAGAUAAUAUAAAUGAAAUAAAAAGCAUAUUAGACAAUGGUGAGUUAUACAAUAGCUUAAGCAAUUUAGAAAAUCUGUUAUUGCAGACAUUAGAACAAGAUGAAUUAAAGAUUCCAAUGAUGAAAGGUGAUCUUGAUAAGUAUUUAAAUAUGUCAAAUUUUAAAAUACUUAAUGAAUUAAAUGCUGAUGGGGCAGAAAAACCAUAUAUAAUACCUACAGCUAAUUGUAGUGCUAAUGAUAUAGUAAAAUAUGAACAUGCUUUAAAAACUCAAAUAACUCUAGAAUAUAAACCUGAAAUAUCUGAUAAGAUUAAAAGGAAAAACAUUGUUAUCAGAACAUUAAAAAUAAUAAAAUUUAUGAAAACACCAAUGGAUGCUUAUAAAAGUACAAAUAAUAUAAAACAAUCUCUAUUAGAAAUGAAUAAACUUUUUACAAAUAAAGAAAAAAAAUUAAACGAACAUACCAUUAAUGCUUUAAGACUCAGAGACAGGAUAUUCAAUACCAAUAAAUUAACUCAUAGAGCUAUUAAAAAGGGUAUUUCUACAUACAUGCCUAUAGAAACGAAAUCUGAUAUAAUUGAUUAUGAUGAUCUUUUAUUUACGAACCAUCCAAGUAUUGAACUUAUGGAAAAUUUAGAUAAAUUAGCAAAUUAUUACCAUAUAGGAAUGUUUAAUUUGAUUGGUUCACAUUAUAUAGCUAUUGGACAUUUUAUUACUUUAAAAUUAGCUCUAAAGAAUUAUAAAAAGUAUUUUGAAAUAGGAAGUUUGAAAUAUCUUAACUGGCAGAGUAUUUUAAAAUUUAAUCAAUCUGAUAGAUUUAAAGUGUUAGAUUUGAUUUGUGAUGAAAGUAGUUUGUAUGAGGACAAAUGGAAAAGAAGAGAACAAAAUAUAUUUUUCGACAUCAGAAGAAUGUUCCGUUUUAAGUUUUUAAUACAUCAUAUUAAUAAAUAUCAGAUGGAAUUAUUGGAAGUAGAAAGGAGUGUAAUAUAUAUGAAAGUGAAAGAUUUAAACAAGAACAAGAAAAAGGGUGUAGAAUUUCACGAUAAUAACAACUAUAAAUUUUCACAGAGAAUGUUUCCUGCUUCAAAAGUAGUUGAUCCAUUUAAUUUGUUUACAAAUUAUUUUUAUUUAUAA
Molecule: messenger RNA, 1212 nt
Organism: Plasmodium adleri (nom. inval.)
Lineage: Eukaryota; Apicomplexa; Aconoidasida; Haemosporida; Plasmodiidae
Product: cytoadherence linked asexual protein 9, putative
Exons: 4
Coding region: 1-1212 (403 amino acids)
Biological process (GO): adhesion of symbiont to microvasculature
Source: RefSeq, a predicted model, not a curated record